Molecule: messenger RNA, 2821 nt
Organism: Colletotrichum godetiae
Lineage: Eukaryota; Fungi; Ascomycota; Sordariomycetes; Glomerellales; Glomerellaceae
Product: LIM domain-containing protein
Exons: 3
Coding region: 317-2365 (682 amino acids)
Source: RefSeq, a predicted model, not a curated record
UAGUUUCCGAUCUUCAGCUGGAAACAAGGCGCGAUCGUGCGUCCCACCACCAUUAAACUUCCAGGGACAACGUCAGUUCACGUCACUGCCGCCCUUUUUUUCGUUUUCUAGAAACACUCAAGAGCCGUCUUGCCCCCGUUGCCCCGUCCGCUGCCCUCAUUCUUCCGCCACAUCCGCAUUUGGAUUGCAGACUGCGCCUACGGAAAUCAGCUUGAUGCGGCCUCAAAUGCGCAUGGGAGUACAGACGAUAUACCUCUAGUGAAAAUCGGAGAGCUUGGUCGUCUUUGCAAGAAGGACAACAGGAUCACCAGCCACAAUGGCCUUACCAAGGGAGUCGAGCUUUAUGCCGGCUAUCAAAUGCUCGUCAUGCGGUCUCGAUGUGGAAAUCUCCAUGAUGGGCGAGCACAUCUGCGGCGGCCCAGGAGCAGAGCCAUCGGCGCCGCCAGAUCGUCCAGACAGCCUAGGAUCAUAUGAUCAGCCGCCGCCGUUGGACAACAAGUACGGACGCAUGGCACCUCCAACACUAGACACCAGUGCCGCCAAUCUCCCAUAUUCGCGACAGGGUCAAUUAACACCUAUAAGCACAUCGACUGGUUCAAUUAGCAUCUCACCCAAAACUCCAAACAGCCAGGCUAUGGGCCGAAACGACGACUAUUUCCAACCGCAAAUCGCAAACGACUACAACUCGAACCAGCAAUCUCGACGACCUGGAGGAUACGGGGCUUUCGACGAUGGUGACGACUUCGGAUCUGAACAGACGUACCCGGGCGAACAAAAGAAGCAAGCGCCCAGUCUUCUUCAGCGUAUGAACACGAUCGCACCAGGGCCUUUCGAGAUGGGCAGGAGAGCGGGAGGUCGAGGAGCAACAAAGAACGCAUUCGCCCCAUCGAAACAGGACUCUUUGACCCCGGAUGAAAACAUGACAAACGACCGGCCACUGACUUCAGCAUCCAGCAACUCCUUCAUGUCUUCUGGAAGCAGCAACGCUGGUGGGAUUGCGCCACCAAGACUACCAAGAAAGAAUGGUUAUGGAGGAUUCGGACCGCCAGGAACAACCCCAGACGAUAUUGAACCUGAAGCCUACGUUAGCCGCGCAGGUACUUUCCCGCGACCUAGCGAACCCAUCGAGCCGCCUCUGAGAACGCCUUCAGCACCUCCCACUCGAUCUGACAGACUUCGAGGACAGCCGAGCGGCGGAGAGCAUGAGAGGAAGAUUUCCAUGGGGCCUGACACUUCAAGAGCACCACCACCGAGAACAAGUCUUCUGCGCCCGACAACAGCUGGAAGGGACGGCGUGCCACAGGUGGAUCUGGCGAGCGAGUUUGGUUCAUCGAACCCGUAUCACACUCCCUCCGCUUCUACGUCGUCCGGGGCGUCCAUGUUCAGCCAUGGUCGUCAGGCCAGUUCUCAGAGCAGCUCACAGUCUAGCCCGGCGAAUCCGCGAGGACGUCGAAAUCCCUCCGAUGUGACCAAUUUCGACAACUUGAUGAACGACAUCGAGUCUUCCAUGGAGGCGAUGAAAUCCCCCGGUAUGCCGCCACCAUCCCAGAAACCCCUGACGAACCCAUACUCGAGCCGCCGCGCACCGCCAUCUGUGGAUCUUCGAGAUGAUCCAGCUGUUCAAGGAGGCAGACCCCGUGCGAGAUCACCACUUGCGACACCCGACUACGACCGUCGCAACCCCAUGGACCGUAACCCCAUGGAACGUUACGAUCAAAAACAUGGUCGCCAAGCCAGCGAUCAGCGCAGCGUUUCGUCUCCGCCCCGCAACCGGCCCUCGCGAGGAAACUGCAAGUCUUGCGGCGAUGCCAUUACCGGCAAGAGCAUUUCAUCCUCAGACGGCCGUCUCACCGGACGCUACCACAAGGCUUGCUUCGUCUGCACCACCUGUCUCGAGCCCUUCUCUUCAGCGGAAUUUUACGUUCUCAACGACAAGCCUUACUGCGGUAACCAUUAUCACAAGCUCAAUGGCAGCUUGUGUGGGUCCUGCAGACGCGGCAUCGAGGGUCAGUACCUGGAAGACGAAGAACGUAUCAAGUACCACGUCGGUUGCUUCCGCUGCGGCGACUGCGGAAUGUCGCUAUCCAACGGCUACUUCGAAGUCAACGGCAGAUCGUACUGUGAAAAGGACGCCUGGCGCCGCAUGCAACCGCCGCCUCGCAUGGUCAACGAAGAGCGACGAGGACGCUCCCCCGGUGGCCUCGGUGUUCCCGGACAAGGUGGCCGACGUCCCAGUAACGGACAGUCCGGCAUGAGACCACCAAUCGGUCUCCCUCGCGGGCAGAGAAUGGGCCCCGGGGCCGGACUCGCCCCGCCUAUGCCGCCUACUAUGAACAAGCGCAUGACAAGACUCGGAAUGAUGUAAAUCACCAGGAAUGCCACACGAAUCCUUUCCGACUACAUAUUCGCUUCGUCGUAUAUGAAUCAUCAUUUACAAUGCAUUUUAAUACCCCACGACCCGCUCACGACCACGACAAAAACCUCAUCUCAACCCGCUACAUACACUUCAUUUUUUUGCCAUCUAGAGUUUUAUAUACCCAGUCCUUUGUGGACUCUGUUGAUACCUGCAUCGGACGACGCACUUAUCUUGUCUUCGUUUUGAGCAUGAGCUUAUGGAAGUUCUUUAGGAAGGAAAGCCAUUGCAGCAUUGGAGACAUUCCAAUUACGUGGCAAAGGAGCAGAGGAAGAAGACCUUGCAGGUGACGGGGUGCACACGAGUGCUUGUACAUAGCUAGCCGUCGAAAGAGGCUCGCCGGUUUAGAGACCACAACCCGUAGCAAGUCAAACAAACAAGAUCAACCUUGAGUCAACAUUCUUACCC